AUGAUUUGCCUGGUCCUGCACUGUGGUUUCCUGCUUCAUGCCAUUGAAAUAUCCAUCACCGUUUAUUAUACAACCUUACCUCUCGCCAGUUCACAGGGACAUUUCCCAAGUCUUGAAAAUGUGGGUGCUUUCAAGAACAUUUCCAUCGUGCCAACCCAAGCUACCUGUGGAUUGCCAGAGCGGAGUGUUUUUUGUCAAAGUUCAGCUAUUGUUGAAAAUAUUCACUCCUGUACUCAGCAAUUUUGCAUUCAGAAGUGUUUGUACAGAUCAUCUCCUGCUUCCCAGGCUGCCAUUCUCUCAGAAGGCCUGGGCAACGGUAUCAGACAAGACCAAGAUGAUGUGCCUUCUGGAUCUUUGGGCAACACCUCAAGCAUUGUUUUUCAUGGUGAAAAGGGUUGCUUUUUCACUCCUCGUGCUCGGAAGCUUGCUGUUUCGUUCACUUUAGCCGUGUGGUUGAAACUUGAGAAAAAAGGCGUAAUGUGUAUGGUGGAGAAAGCUGUUGAUGGGCAGACUGUGUUCAAGCUUACAAUUUCUGAAAAAGAGACAGUGUUUUAUUAUCGCACUAUAAAUGGGCUGCAGCUACCGAUAAAAGUAAUGACACUGGGGAGAAUUCUUGUGAAGAAAUGGAAUCAUCUUAGCGUGCAGGUUCAUCACAACAGAAUUAGUUUCUUUAUAAAUGGUUUGGAAGAUGAUGACACAGCCUUUGAUUCCAGAAUUCUCACAGGCCUAAUAGCAGAUCCCUCUGCUGAUGGUGUAUGGCGAAUUGGGCAAAACUUAAAUGGUUCAGAGCAAUUUGUUGGGAGGAUGCAAGAUUUCAGAUUGUACCAAAUGGCACUUACAAACAGAGACAUUUUUGAAAUAUGGUCUGGAAAAUUUCCUCAACUCCAUAUUCAAUCAGAAUGUCGCUGUCCUGGAAGUCACCCAAGGGUACAUCCUUUGGUUCAGAGGUACUGCAUUCCUAAUGGUGCAGAUGACACAACUAAUGACAGAGUGCUCAGACUAAACCCUGAAGCUCACCCUUUAAGCUAUAUCAAUGAUAAUGAUAUUGGAACUUCAUGGAUUUCAUCUAUAUUUAGCACCACUGAACAUCUACGUCAUGGAGUAACCAUCACCAUUGACUUAGAAAAUGGAGAGUACCAGGUAUUUUAUGUUAUAAUCCAGUUCUUCAGCCCUCUACCUGAAGCAAUCCGAAUACAAAGAAAAAGGCAACCUGACAUUGGUUGGGAAGACUGGCAAUACUUUGCCAGUGACUGUACUGUGUUUGGAAUGGAGAACAAUGGAUCACUACAAUAUCCGGACUCUGUAAACUGCCUCCAGCUUCCUAGCCAUACCCCAUAUUCCCAUGGAAACAUUACUUUCAGUGUUCUUACUCCAGAACCAAAUCGUAGGCCAGGAUAUAAUGAUUUCUACAAUACACCAUCACUUCAAGAGUUUGUCAAAGUCUCAAAAGUUAAGAUUCAUCUAUUUGGCCAGUAUCAUACUACCAUGCCCUGGGUUAAUUUUGGACAUAGAUACUAUGGAAUUGAUGAAAUUACAAUCAGUGGGAGAUGUAAUUGCUUUGGCCAUGCUGAUCAUUGUGACACAAGUCAUAGUCCAUACAAAUGUCUCUGCUCCAAGGAAAGCUACACUGAAGGCAAUAAUUGUGAUCGCUGUCAGCCACUGCACAAUGACAAGCCUUUCCAUCCAGGAGAUCAAGUUCAUGCUUAUAAUUGCAAGCCUUGUCAAUGUUUUGGCCAUGCCAUAAGCUGUCACUACAAUAGGACAAUGGAUUAUUUUCCUAAUGAAUACUAUAGAGGUGGUGGUGGAGUCUGUGACAAUUGUCAGCAUAACACCUCAGGAAGAAACUGUGAGUUGUGUAAUGAUUUCUUCUAUCAGCAUGUACAUGCAGAUCUCUCAGCUCUGGAUGUUUGUAAAUCCUGUGAGUGUUACUCAGCAGGCACCAAAAAUGGUAGUCGCCUUUGCAGUAAAAUUGGAGGCAACUGUAAUUGCAAAAGACAUGUGUCUGGCAGACAAUGCAAUCGGUGCCGGGAAGGGUUCUACAAUCUACAAGAGUUCAACCCUUAUGGCUGCAGCCCCUGUGGCUGUAAUGCCUCUGGGACGGUCGAUGGAGAUACUGCCUGUCACCAAAUUUCAGGCCAGUGCAAGUGCAAGGAAAAUGUUAUUGGUCUCAGGUGUGAUCAGUGCAAGUUUGGAUAUAAAUUCAUCCAGGAUAUUAAGCAAGAUGGGUGUGAGCCUUGUCUAUGUAACAUCCAUGGUUCCAUGAACGAUUUUUGUAAUCCUUCCACUGGACAGUGCACUUGUAAGAAAGGGGUUAAAGGAUUUCAUUGUGAUACCUGCAUUGAUGGCUUUUAUUGGAUGGAUGCUUUUGGCUGUAAACCUUGUAGUUGUCAAACAGCAGGAUCGGUUUCUGGUACAGUGUGUGAUCCCAGAACAGGAAAGUGUAUUUGCAAGCCUAACUUUGGUGGAAGACAGUGUGAUGACUGCUUAAAUGGGUAUUAUAAAGAAUGGCAAAAGGAUGCCUUAUUCUGUGCGCCAUGUAACUGUGAUAAGUCUGGCUCUGUAAAUGGCUCUUUAGUGUGUGACAAAUUGACAGGACAAUGUCUUUGCAAAUCUGGUGUCACAGCUCUUCAGUGCAAUCAAUGCAGGCCCUAUAUGUAUAACCUUACUACUCAAAAUAUUCUUGGCUGCAUGGCUUGUGACUGUGAUUCUUUAGGGACAGUCCCAGGAACAGCAUGUGACCAAACCAGUGGACAAUGUAUUUGCCAGCCUCACCGCCAUGGAAGGAGGUGUGAAAAGUGUAAGCCAGGUUUUUAUAUUUCUGCACAUAGCGUGAGUGGCUGCCUACCCUGUUUGUGCCACCCAAGUGGCUCAGUCAGCAAUAUUUGUGACGCUUUCACUGGCCAGUGCGUUUGCCAAGAUUCUUCUGUAUCUGGGAUGAGAUGUAACCAUUGCGGUGACAACUAUUUUGGAUUCAACUCAGAAACUGGGAAAUGUCAGCAUUGUAAUUGUCAUCCUGCUGGAGCUAUUAAUUGGACUUGUCAUCCCAUUACUGGACAAUGUAUGUGUAAACAAUUUGCAGCUGGCUCAAAAUGUGACAACUGUGUUCCCAAUGCUAGUAAUUUGGAUGUCCACAACCUAUUUGGCUGCAGUAAAACUCCCUCCCAGCAGCCUCCACCACAAGGACAGGUUCUAAAUUCUUCAGCUAUUAGACUUGCUUGGAAUCCACCUGAUUCUCCAAAUUCAAACUGGCUUGCUUACAAACUCUACAGAAAUGAGACUCAAAUCUACACAAUGGAGGACUACUAUCCUUAUAGCCUCCAGGUCUUUGUUGAUAGCAAUUUACUUCCGUAUGCCUUCUAUGCAUAUCAUCUUGAAGCAAGCAAUGUCCACGGAUCUACAAGAAGUACUAACUUGACCUACAGAACACAGCCUGGGAUACCUCUAGGAAAUUUGCAUUUAAAUCCAAUCUUUCCUGUUGGGCCAUAUUCUAUUUCUUUUAACUGGACAGCCUUAUCAAAUGACUCUGGUCCUAUAGAGAAAUAUAUUUUGACAUGCAUUCCUUCAUUUGAACUUCAAUCUUGUGGCCAGCAUGAAAGCUUAGAAACCUCUAUAACUGUCUGGAAUUUAGUUCCAUUUAAAAAAUACAGCUUUUAUGUUCAAGCAUGUACUAGUGGAGGCUGUUUGCUAAGCCAGCAGCUAUCAGUAGUUACUGCACAAGCUCCUCCUGAGGAGCAGCUCCCUCCAGUCAUACAAAGCAUCAGCUCUACUGAAUUGGCUGUAGAAUGGGUCCCACCCAAGAAAACCAAUGGUGUAAUUAUUAGGUAUGAAUUAUAUAUGAAAGGAGCUCUACAAUCCAAUGGAAGUCAUGUUCCUCCUGAGAACUGUGUUUUCCAGACCAGUGGGUGGUUCAGUCUUCAUCCAGUGGAAGAAUCUGUACGUGAGAGUACUUUGACACCACCUCUAACUAGUACCAUCAUUACUGAUUUGAAGCCAUUCACAGACUAUGAGUUCCGUGUUUUAUCAGCCAAUAUGGCUGGCAGCACAUUUUCAAAUUGGACAUCGCAAAGAACAGCAGAGGCAGCUCCUGUAUUCAUGCCACUUCCAUCAGUAUUCCCUCUUUCACCAUAUUCUCUCAAUGUGUCUUGGGAAAAGCCACGAGAUAAUGAAGCAAGAGGAGAAGUGAUGGGGUAUAGCAUCAAUGUAAUUACCGAACAAAAAGUAUUGCCAAUGUUUUCUCAGAUUUUGUAUGUUGCUGAAGCCCAUGAGCAAUCCUAUACAGUGACGGGACUAGAACCAUACCGAAUGUACUAUUUUACCAUUACUCUCUGCAAUCGAAUUGGAUGCAUUGACAGUAAGCCAGGAAUGGGACAAACUUUAGCUACUGCUCCAAUUCAGCUAAUUGCCCCUGACACUGAAGGAAUAAACAGCACUGUAAUAAAGAUAACUUGGUAUGAGCCUGAAGAACUUAAUGGACCUCCUCCAGUUUAUCAGCUGGAAAGAAUAGAUAUAUCUUUAAUAACAUCAGAUGUAAAUGUAAAGAAAGGAACCCGUUUCCCAGGAAAUGGGUAUUACAAGUUUCCAAAUUCUACUUUGCCUGCAAACACCUAUUUUACAGGUAUUAAAAUGAGCUUUAAAACUACAGAACUUGAGGGUCUACUUUUUCUCUCCAUGUCACCUGGUAAUCAGGAGGAAUACAUUGUCCUUCAAUUGAAAAGAGGACGUCCUUACUUUCUCUUUGAUCCACAGGGUUCUGCUGUUGCACUAACUCCAGAAAAUGAUGGUGGAAGACAAUAUAAUGAUAACAAUUGGCAUCAUAUAAUUGCAGUAAGAAAUCAAGCUUUGGGAACAAUAACUAUAGAUGGGCAAUUCUCAGGUUCCUCAUCGGCUACCAGUGGUAGUACCAUUAUAGGAGAAAACACAGGCAUUUUUGUUGGAGGCCUUCCAGAAGACUUUACAAUUCAAAGAAAAGACAUAGUCACACAAGGAUUUGUGGGGUGUCUCCGAGAUAUCUUCUUGCAAAAGAUGCACCAUCCCUAUGAAGUCUGGGAACCUUUAGAAUGGGAAGAAGCAGUGGAACAAAGGAACGGUUAUCACAGUUGGGAAGGUUGUCCUACUCUGCUUGAAGAUGGAGCACAUUUUCUUGGGAAAGGUUUCCUAGAACUCCAUCCAAAUAUUUUUCAUGGUGGCAUGGAUUUUGAGAUCUCUUUUAUGUUUAAAACAGAUCAAUUCAAUGGAUUACUUCUGUUCAUUUACAACAAAGAUGGGCCUGAUUACAUUGCUGUAGAACUGAAAAGUGGAAGCCUGACUUUCCUAUUAAAUAAUGGCAUUGUCUCUACACGUGUGAAUCUCUGGUUAGGACUGUCUUACUGUGAUGGAAAGUGGAAUAAAAUUAUUUUGACAAAAAGAGGAUUGGUAGCUUCAGCACGGAUGAAUGAAUGGACAGACCACGUGACAGAACCUGAUUUAGAGCAGCUAUUUGUAAACUCUCCAGUCUACCUUGGAGGGACUCCAGUUAAAGUCCAGGAAGCCUUUAAAGAGCUGGGCUUAGAACAAGGUUUUGGAGGCUGCAUGAAGGAUGUUAAAUUUACACGAGGUGCUGUCGUUAACUUGGCAUCUGUGUCCAGCAGUGCUGUCAGAGUCAAUCUGGAUAGAUGCCUGUCAGCUGACAGUGCUGUAAACUGCAGGGGAAAUGACUCCAUCUUAGUGUAUCAAGGAAAAGAGAAGAGUGUUUAUGAUAAUGGCCUGCAACCAUUUACAGAAUAUCUAUACCGGGUAAUUGCUUCUAAUGAAGGAGGAUCUGUAUCUAGUGCCUGGAGCCGUAGUCGCACAAGAGAAUCAGUACCACAAAACGUGCUGACACUCUCAAGAAUUCACAGCAUAAAUGGUUACAACAUUGAAGUUACAUGGGAUGAACCAGUUGGGGUAAAAGGUGUAAUUGAGAAGUAUAUUUUGAAAGCUUCCAGUGAAGAUGGUUCCAACAUAUCUGUUGUCACUGCAGAGAUUUCUAAUACUAGUUCAUGUACAGGCCUGCUGACAGGUUUGCGUCCGUUUGCAAACUAUGCUGUAACCCUAAUGGCUUGCACUUUGGCAGGCUGUACCGGGAGCUCACAUGCCUUGAACAUCUCCACUCCACAAGAAGCUCCACAAAAUGUCCAGCCACCCAUAGCUGUUUCAUUCCCCACAUCUUUAUGGUUGAGUUGGGAUCCUCCAAAAACACCAAAUGGGAUAAUAACACGGUACAUUUUAUAUAUGGAAGCUCAACAAAUUUAUACUGGAAAUGAAACCAAGUUUAUUGUCAAAGAUUUAAAAACUUUUACAGAAUACCAGUUUUUUAUCUCUGCCUGCACAAUUGUUGGCUGCAAAAACAGUACCCAGGUCACUGUGCUUACAACAGAGCUCCCACCAGUUCAUGUGGAUGUGCCAGACCUGAUAGUUUUGGAUUCUAGAACAAUAGAAGCACAGUGGAACACACCAAAGGAAGUGAAUGGAGUGGUACAUAGAUACAUUCUGUACAUUGCCAAGAAAGAGAAAAAUGUUAUAGUUUGGGAUACAAUUUAUAACUCUACAGAUCUUUUUCAGAACUAUACUAUACAAGAUCUUUCCCCUGGUACUGAAUACUUCAUCAAGUUAGCAGCCUGCACUGGAGGUGGAUGUACAAUCAGUGAAACUACUUCAGUAAAAACAAUGAAAACUAACCCAGAAGGGGCUCCAGCACCGAAAGUCCAGUCAUAUUCCCCUGACUCCUUUAACAUCUCAUGGACUAAGCCCGAGUACACGAAUGGAUUUAAUACUAGUUACGGAUUGUACAUGAAUGGCAUUCUGGUGCAGAAUUCCUCAGAGCUGAGCUAUUAUACUUCUGGCCUUUCUCCUUGGAGUCUCCAUGUGUUCAGAGUUCAGGCAUGUACAGCAAAAGGCUGUGCUUUGGGCCCGCUGGUAAAAGCUCGUACGACUGAAGAUGUACCUAAAGGAAACAUUGAACUGUUUGUUAUUAAUGAUGGAGCCAGAGAAGUUAAAGUGAAAUGGUUUCCUCUGCAUGAACCCAAUGGGCAGAUAAUGUAUGUUGUUCUUUUUACUGGAAUCUUCUAUGCUGACAAAGCUAAUGGCAAUUACACCAUUUUAAAUAGCACACAAAUUUUACAUAUCGGCAAAGAAGCAAAUGUCUGGGUACCCAUUGGAGGACUAAUCCCAUUUUCAAACUACACAGUGGAAGUGAAUGCUUCAAAUAGCCAAGGAUACGUGAUCAGUGACCCUGUAAUAAUCGCUCUACCUGCUGGUGCUCCAGAUGGCAUGUUGCCUCCUAGGCUUUCAUCUGCUACUCCGACCAGUCUUCAGGUUCUCUGGUCUAUACCAGUUCGCAACAAUGCUCCAGGCUUACCGAAAUACAGACUCCAAAUAAGACUUAAGAACUCCCCAGAAGAUAUUACAGAAUUGCUUUCUAAACCAACAACUUAUUUACAUCAUGUACUCAAGGAUCUGCAGCCAUACACAUCUUAUGAGUUGAGGGUUAUUGCCUGCAAUGGCUAUGGUGAUACAUUCAGCAGCUGGACUCUGAUAGAUACAACAGAGGAUAAACCAGGAUCUAUAGACCCACCACUAAUCCUGGAAGUGAAAUCCAGAGCAGCAACCAUCUCCUGGCAGCCUCCUUCAAGGCCAAAUGGCAGUGUCACCCACUAUAACAUCUACCAAAACAGCCAGCUGCACACUACUAUUCCAGGAGCUAGAUCAAAAUGUAUUGUAUCUUUCUUGCAUCCUUAUACAGUUUACCGAUUUCAAGUAGAAGGCUGCACUUCCAAAGGGUGCUCUCUAUCCUCUGAGGCCCCACCUAUACAGACCCUUCCAGAUGCACCUGAAGACAUCCCUGCUCCAGAACUAUACUCAGACACACCAACAUCUGUGCUAGUAUCAUGGCAAUCUCCUCUUCAUCCAAAUGGACUGGUUGAAAACUUUACAAUAGAAAGAAGAGUGAAAGGAACAGAAGUAUCUACAGUAGCCUCUUUGCCCUUCAAUUGUUCCAAGAGGUAUCUAGAUCAAAGUACUGGUCUUAGCCCUUGGAAAAAAUAUGAAUACAGAAUAUUGGCAAGCACUUUUCAAGGUGGCAUUAACAGCAGUUCUUGGGUAGAAGUCAUCACCAGGCCCUCAAGACCUGCGGACAUCCAGUCUCCUAAGGUGCAAGCAUUAGAUCCAUAUACUGUCCAGGUUUCCUGGGAGUCUCCUUCCAUUUUAAAUGGAGAAAUACUGAGCUAUGAGAUCCAGAUGCCAGACCCUCAAAUCACUGUCACUAACAAUUUGUCAUCUUCAAUGAGCCACAUAGUAACUAACCUGAUCCCUUUCACAAAUUACUCAGUCACCAUAGAAGCUUGUGCUGGAGGUGGAGGUUAUAUUGGAGGGUGCACCAAGAGUCUACCUACAUAUAUGGUUACACUUCCAACACUUCCCCAAAAUAUUAGUCCUGUGUCUGUGACCUCAAUUAGUGAGUCAGUAAUUACUGUGUCUUGGCAACCACCAUCUAAACCCAAUGGACCACACAUAAGAUAUGAGCUCCUGAGACAUAAAAUCCAGCAGCCACUUGCAUCAAAUCCCCCUGAAGAUUUAAAUCUCUGGGACAAUAUUUACUCAGGAACUCAGUGGUUUUAUGAAGAUAAGGGUCUUAGCAGGGGUACAACCUAUGCGUAUAAGCUGAUAGUACAUAAUGAAGUAGGAUAUACAUCAAGUGAAGAAGUGAUUGUUACAACAUCAGGGUUUCCAAAGAAAGGCACUAAUGUUGCUGCACAGCCUCUUAACCAUACAGCUAUAGAAGUGAAAUGGGCCACUCCAACCUUACAGGAUAUACAGGAGAGUGUUGAAUAUUACUUCCUUUCCUGGAAUGGCACUGCCCAAAUAAACUCCAGAAAGAUCCCCGCAAGUGAAAACAGUGCUGUUAUUGGUGAACUGUAUCCAAACACAGAGUACCAAAUUUGGCUUCAAGUUUUCAGUGGGCUUCACAGCAUCGCAAGUGAACCAGUGCACGUGACGACACCAGAUGGAGAGCCAGAGGGCAUGUUCCCUCCAGAGGUUGUCACCAUCAACAGUACAGCUGUAUGUGUCAUUUGGACAGGGCCUUCAAACUCAAAUGGCGUUGUCACAGAGUAUUCCAUUUAUGUAAAUAAUAACCGAUAUGAGACCGGAAUGAAGGCACCUGGAUCUUUCACUUUAGGAGAUUUGACUCCAUUCACAAUUUAUGACAUCCAGGUUGAAUCCUGUACAAGGAAUGUUUGUGUGAGAAGUAAUGGAACCCAAAUUACAACUGCAGAAGAUGAGCCUAAAGAGUUAUUGCCACCGUGGAUCUCUGUCCUUGGUUCCAGGUCACUUCAGAUUAACUGGGCAUCACCAGGACAACCAAAUGGCAUUAUCUUAGGAUAUGAACUGUUGCGUAAAUCUCAGCAUCACUGCACUGAGGCAAAGCAACUGGCAAAACAUCAAAGUGAAAGAGCUUGUCUGCUCUUGGAAUGCAGCAUUAAUGAAAUCAUAUGUGGAGGACGAUGCUGUAAUCCCCAGUUUAAGAUAUGUUGCAAUGGGAGUCUGUACAACAAUACUCCAAGUUUCCAAUGCUGUGAGGACAAGUAUCUUCCAUUUCUUCUUAAUGCAUCAGGUGUUUGCUGUGGAGGUCAGAUGUCUACAGUGGAACGAGAGUAUCAGUGUUGUGGUAACUAUUCUACAUGGGUAUUCACAGGUCAAGUAUGCUGCCCAGAUGAAAACCUAAACUGGGUCUCUGUUGGAACUGGAGACUCCUACUGUCAUGGCAUUCCUUUAUUGGGGAAACAGAUUUGUUGUAGUGGGUUACUGCAUAAUGGCUUCAAUCAGCAACGUUGUGGUGGGCAAAUAGAAAACAAAGACCUGAUUUGCUGUGGUGAUGAAGAAGUUGGAAAAACCUAUUAACCUACAACAGGAAUGUUCUGUUGUGGACAUGAAUACGUGAAUAUGUCAAGUACCAUAUGUUGCUCAGCUUUCAGUGGUGAGGCUAAAGCCCACCUUAAAAAGAAUAACCCAGUGCCAUUAAGAUGCUGCGCGACUGAACUUAUUCCAGAGAGCGAGGAAUGUUGUAAUGGACUUGGAUAUAAUCCCUUGAAAUAUGUUUGCUCUGACAGGAUUUCAUCUGGAAUGAUGAUGAAGAUUUCCCGGAGUUAUACAAAAAAUGAAGAAAAUCAAAGUAUAUGCCCAUCUUUGGAGGAGAAGGUUUAUACAGGAGGCCCAACUCAAUAUUCAUUCAAAGAUAAGAAUCUAGAGCCUCAUGUUACGUAUGAAUACAGGUUAGCUGCAUGGAACAAACAUGGGAAAGGUUUAAGUGAAUUUAACAGUGCAACCACUAAACAAGACAUCCCUGAAGGUAUAAGUCCACCUCAUUGGGCAAAAGUGGAUAAUCGAGAAGAUGUAAUAUUUCUAACCUGGAAGGAACCUCGUCAACCAAAUGGCAUCAUCGUUUAUUAUAUUAUUCUCCGAAAUGGAGUUGAACAUUUCAGAGGAAAGGAACUGAGCUUCAUGGACACCAGUGGUAUUCAACCAUACCAGGAAUACUCAUAUAUAUUGCGUGCUUGCACUGUUGCUGGAUGUUCAGACAGUAGCACGGUAAUUGCAGUCACUGUCCAAGGAGUCCCGGAGAACAUUCAGCCACCAACAAUUAUACCUCUAAGUGCAACAACCUUGCAUUUGAGUUGGGUGGCACCAAAGAAGCCAAAUGGUAUAAUCAGAGAAUAUCACAUACAUCAAAUUGGAAGGGGACUUAUACACACUGGUCCUGCAGACCAGAUGCACUACACUGUCGCAGGUCUUCAGCCUUAUGAAAACUACCACUUCACACUCACAGCAUGUACGUUUGCUGGAUGCUCUACUAGUCAGACAAGUGCAGGUAGAACGUUGCAAACUGCUCCUCAAGGGGUAUGGUCACAGCCUCGUCAUAUUAUAAUAAGCUCUAAAAUAGUGGAAUUGUAUUGGGAUGAGCCAAAAAAACCCAAUGGAAUUGUCAUUCAAUAUAGAUUAUUUUGUAAUGGAGAAGAGAUUUUAAAAGGUGGUAGAGAAAAUCUGAAUUUCACUCAUUCCGCCGUGCAACCAAAUAACAGAUAUGUUUACCAGCUAGAAGCCAGAACGUGGGGCGGUAUCAAUACCAGUGAAAAAUAUAUUGUCCAGACACCAGUAACAACACCAGAGGAGAUUCUUAAACCAUAUAAUAUCACAGUAAUUAAUGCAUAUUCUAUAUUUGUAGCAUGGGACAUUCCUGGCUCAUUUAAGAGCAAUGUGCCUUUGGAGUACAAUAUAUUACUAGAUGCUGGCAGUACCUCCCCAUUUGUAAAACCAGUUGGGCAACCCAACUUUGUUCUUUUGGAUGGACUUGAUCCAUGCACCCAAUAUGAAAUAAGGAUACAAGCCUGCCAGGAUGUUGGCUGUGGAGUUGGUGAGAGAGCAUAUGCAAUCACUGCUGAAGCCUUUCCUGAAGAUUUGAGUCCUCCUGCCAUUACAGCCAUCGGACCAACAUCCAUAGAGGUGAAAUGGUCACCACCUAAAAAACCCAAUGGAAUAAUUAGAAACUACUUUGUUUACAGACGUCCCAUGGAGACUCAAGAAGAAAUGCUUGCGUUCAUCUGGUCUGAAGGCGCUUUAGAAUUUAUUGAUGCUACAGAUGCUCUUCAGCCAUUCACAGAGUAUGAAUACCGCGUCAAGGCUCAGAAUUCCAAAGGUUCUGUGGGUAGUUCAUGGUCUUCAGUACAGACUCUAGAAGCUCUACCAUCAGACAUGAAAGCUCCCUCAGUGCAAGCGAUCAGUGCUCAUUCUGUGUUCCUAAAUUGGACCAGGCCUGCUUCUCCUAAUGGUGCUAUUUCUCAGUAUCAUGUUGUCUAUCAAGAGAGACAGAAUGACCCAACAUUUAACACUCGGGAUGCUACUGCACUAACAGUUCCAGGAGUAAUACAUCAAGCUUACUUGUUUGGUUUGAAGCCAUUUACAACCUACUACAUUCAUAUUGUUGCUGUCAAUAAUGCUGGGCAAGUUGCUAGUCCAUGGACUUCAGUGCGCACCCUGGAAGCUUCCCCAAGUGGCCUAAGCAACUUUACAGUGGACAAGAAAGAGAAUGGCAGGGCAUUGUUACUCAGAUGGGCAGAGCCUUCCAAGCCUAAUGGUAACAUUAAGAUUUACAAUAUUUUCAAUGAUGGUAACCUGGAAUAUAGUGGCUUGUCUCGUCAGUUCCUCUUCAGACGUCUUGAGCCCUUCACGGUCUACACUCUUGUUCUUGAAGCUUGUACAGCAGCUGGCUGCACUCGCUCUUUACCGCAGCCAAUUUGGACAGAUGCAGCCCCUCCUGCAUCUCAAAUGGCUCCUGUAAUCCAUUUGGUGAAUGCAACCAGCAUUGAACUGAGCUGGUCUGAGCCAAUUAAUUCAAAUGGAAAAAUAAUGCGCUAUGAAGUUAUUCACAGACACACCAAAGAAAAUGCUUCAGAGGAAAAUAGAACGAAAGAAGAAGAGAACAUUGUUUUCACAGAAUAUAACACUGGGAGUAAUGCAUUUGUAUAUCGUGCUCAGCAUUUGCAGCCGUGGACUACAUAUGAAUAUAAAAUACGUGCCUGGAAUUCAGCCGGCUACACAGAUAGCUCUUGGUCUGCUGCAAAAACCAGCCAAGCUUCCCCAGAGGGUUUGGCUGCUCCCGUGCUAACUUAUAUCUCAGAAAAUCCCAGCAAAAUGUGGAUUUCAUGGUCAUUCCCAGAAAAGAGCAAUGGUAUUCUGCUGUCAUAUAAGCUCCAAAGAAAUGAUGUUCCUUAUCCUUUUAGCUUUGAUGCUUCAACCUUCAACUAUACUGAUGAAGACUUGCUUCCAUAUACAGAAUACCAUUAUGCAAUAACUGCUUGUACCCUGGGAGGCUGCUGCACCAGUGACCAUUCCAGAAUACGGACAUUAGAGGCAGCUCCAGCACUAGUCAGCCCUCCUACUCUAGAAGGUAUCCAUUCAACCCAGAUUAAUGUAUCUUGGUCACCGCCCCCAAUUCAAAAUGGUGAAAUCAUAAAGUACAUUUUAAAGCUGAAUGGUGAAGAACUAUAUGCUGGAAAGAGUUUAUUCAGGACAGUAUUGGAUCUACAACCGUACACUAAAUAUGACAUCACAUUGGUUGCCUGUACCAAUGGGGGCUGCACUGUUAGUGCACCUCAAUCUGCUUGGACAAUGGAAGCCCCUCCUCUUAACUUAGAUCCUCCCAAGUGCUUAGUGACAGAUUCAGAAUCAAUAGAAAUCACAUGGAAAGCUCCGAAUAAUCCAAAUGGUAAAAUCCAGAUUUAUGAGCUGAGGAGGAAUGGAUUGCUGGUUUAUUCUGGUCUAGAUACACACUAUAAGGACUUUAUGUUAACUCCUGGAGUAGAAUACAGCUAUACUGUUACUGCAAACAACAGCCAAGGAAGUGUUACUAGUCCAAUAGCCAAGAUAAGAACCAAUCCUUCUGCCCCAUCUGGAAUAUCUCCACCUAGGUUGCAUCCGUGGUCCUCACAGACCAUUUUGGUUACUUGGGAUCCUCCAGCAAAAAUCGGUGGUGACAUAAUUAAUUAUACAAUCAUUCUUUGGGAGCCUAUUAAAUCACAAAAGAAAAUGAUUUAUCUGGAUUCUUUUCAUGAUUCUUUUGGAAGAAGGUCUUACAAUUUAACAGAACUAAAACCCUAUCACAGGUAUGAAGUACAAGUGCAAGCUUGUGGUCUUCUGACAUGCACUUCCAGUGAAUGGGCUUCCAUACAGACUCUUGAAGCACCCCCUGAAACACAGCCAGCUCCUUUCAUAGAUGUCCAGUCAAGCCCUGAUGGAUUCCAUACUGUUCUUUCCAUCAUGUGGACUGGCCCAAAACAUCCGAAUGGAGACAUCUCACAUUAUGAGCUUUAUCGAAGACAGCAAUUACCCAAUCAACACAAAGUCAGCCUUGUUUAUAAGGGUUCAUCCACUUCAUUCAAAGAUGACACACUCCUGCCUUUUACUGAAUAUGAAUAUCAGAUUUGGUCAGUUAAUUCUGCCGGCCGAACUGCUAGCAGCUGGACAAAAUGUAAGACAGGCCCAGCCCCUCCUCAGGGACUUCCUGCCCCUUUGUUUGAAACAGUAGCUUCUACUUCUGCUGUUGUGAACAUCCAUCCUCCUCUGAAGCCAAAUGGAAUAAUCACUCUUUACAGGUUCUUCUCCAAUAACACCAAAGGAAGGGAGAAAGUGCUCUCAGAAGGAACAACCCCUCAGCAAACAAUCCAUGGACUUAAACCUUUUACCACUUAUUCUAUUGGGGUUGAGGCUUGCACGUGCUUCAACUGCUGCAGCCAGGGACCAAUGGCACAAGUUACCACCCAGCCAGCUCCACCCACCCAGCAGCCUUCUCCCCAUGUACGGAGCCUGACCUCAAGGAAUGCUUCUGUUCUGUGGGGUGCUCCUCGGGAACCCAAUGGCAUUGUGAGAAGGUAUGAACUCCACAUGUACACAUCCUGCCUUCCCUGGUUACUGCCCAUAGAAAGAGUUUGCAAGCCUGGACCUAUUGAAGUGAGAUACAGCGGAGAGAACCAGCAUUCCAGUGUGAGUGACCUUCAGCCUUAUACAACCUACAAACUGAGAGUGGUGUCCUACAAUUCAGUUGGAAGCACUACUUCAGAAUGGAUCACUGUUACUACUGAAAAAGAGGUUCCUCAGUACAAAUCUCCAUUUAUCAUAAUUGGAAAUUUAUCCACCAUCUUCCUGGAUUGGAGUCACACUUUCCUACUGAAUGGACUUCUGAAGGAAUAUGUGCUAAUGGAAGGAGGGCAACACAUCUACAGUGGCUUUGACACCAGACUGUAUUUACCAAGGACAUCUGACAAAACUUAUUUAUUUCAGGUGACUUGCAUCACUGAUGAAGGGAGUGCUGUAACACCAGUAAUCAAAUACAACGCUGCUAUUGGAUUCGGUCCCAUCUUGACAACUCCAGGAGAAAAUAACAAAGGCAACCCAAAGCAAGGAAUGUUCUACACAGAGCUGUGGUUUGUGGUACUAAUGGCAAUCCUUGCCUUGAUCCUCCUGGCAAUUUUCCUGUCUCUAAUUCUACAGAGGAAAAUAAACAAGCAGCUGUGUGCACGGGAAAGGCCUCCUUUAGUCUCAGUUCAAAAGCGAAUGUCACCAAUGAAUGUCUGUUCACAAGGAGAAACACACAUGGGACUGGCAGAUACAAAAAUUCCAGGACCAGCAUCCCCUCCGAGUACGCACAGCAGUAGAAACAUUUCUGUCCGUCAGGUACCAAGCCAAAGCCAGAUAGAGGAUAGCUUUUCCCAAGAUUCCCUCCAUCGAAGUGUCAGUCAGCUCAUUGAAGUAUCUGAGAAAAAGUCCUCAACAGAAGAUACUGUUUGGGAUGCCAUUAUUCAUGGCCAUGACAGUAGUUUGUGUACGGAUGAUGAAGAUCUUGUGAGCGCUAUCAAAAGCUUCAGUACCGUCACCAAAGAACAUACAACAUUUACUGAUACACACUUGUAA
Molecule: messenger RNA, 15477 nt
Organism: Python bivittatus (Burmese python)
Lineage: Eukaryota; Metazoa; Chordata; Lepidosauria; Squamata; Pythonidae
Source: RefSeq, a predicted model, not a curated record